Eleginops maclovinus (Patagonian blennie) is the source of this 5390-nucleotide messenger RNA. Its product is annotated as transcription intermediary factor 1-alpha-like. NCBI's taxonomy places the organism in Eukaryota, Metazoa, Chordata, Actinopteri, Perciformes, Eleginopidae. Bases 1766 to 4660 code for a protein of 964 amino acids. Gene Ontology annotation, cellular component: chromatin. The record is from RefSeq and is a predicted model, not a curated record. The transcript is spliced from 18 exons. Gene Ontology annotation, molecular function: protein binding; zinc ion binding.
UUUUAAUUAUUCUCGUUAAUGAUUAUCUGAUCAAUACAAGAAAGAAACUCCUGCAUUAUGGAGAGUCCUGAAGCAGCCAUUAAUAAACGUAUCUUACGAACAACUCUAGAAAACAAACAUCAUAUUCUUCUUACUGUUCGAGGGUCUCCAUAAGUGCCCAAUCCCAGAAGUGGGAUAUGGUUCCCGUCACUGAGACGGAUACUGUGGCUUUCUGCUGUCAGAUCCAUGACAGGUGUGUGGAUAGACUGUGCUGCUAUCUAGCCUGCGGCGACCAUGGAUGUUAACCAAGACUGGGUUAUUUAUUUAUUAAAGACCAUGAACCUUGAACCCUGGUGUUGCCGAGUCAAACCCAAACAAACUGACUAUGAUGUUGGACUUAAUUCAAAAAUGUUAACCCCUCUAUAUUGUAAACAUUAUUCAGCUUUUAAUAUGCUGUGUUGUGGGCUUGAAAAACUAGACUCACUAAUUGUUUUUAUGGGUGUGUGUUGUUAUUAUUGUGGUUCAAUACAUAUGUAAAGGAGCAUAAAAAAAGAUUAAUGAACACAAGAUCAACCAGUUAUAUUAACACACUGAUUAAUGAUCACAGGGGAUAUGAGUGCAGCAGUAUUGCAUAACACAUUUUAAAAAAACAUACCCAAUCAAUCAUAAUGUUGUGUGGUUGCAAUUACGAUGCUAAUGCAUUUGUAACAAAUGUGAUAUAGGGUGUUCCUGUGUUUACUUAUCCCCUGACUGCCCAUGUAGACUAUCAUAAGCAUGGUUGUAUUAUUAAUCUUCCGUAAAGAAUGGAAACAUUUAAAAUUCCUUAUUUUCUGAACAGAUAAACAUUUAAGUAGUGCAGUAAUGGUCCAUAUCGACAUGUUCAGUUUUUAGGUCAGAUGGAUUAUGUAGCAACAAGUACCUCAAGGAGAAAUAACAUUACCAGUGUAUUACAGCAAUGAUACUAAAACUGGUCGCUCACCCACUUGUGCUUCCUUUCUGUUGAGUUAAACCGGUAUGAAGUUAGGGGAAUAGUUAUUUUUAAAUAUCUGUCAAAGGGGGUUACCUUUGGACUGGUCUGACACUUUAUAAAAUGUGUAUUUGACUUUUUAAAACACUUUAAACACAUUUAGACAAAUAGACACAUUCAAUACACGUUUAAAAAUAGAGGGGUUAAACAUUUAAAAGCAAGAUAUGCUCAUCAUUUUGCAUGAAACGUUUGGAACUGUUUGUGUUCUUGAAAACCUAGAAGUAAGAGUAUAUUUCAAAUUGGAUGGAUGUAAAAAGGGUAUAAUAACCUUUAGCUUCACCAGUCUACAUAUUUACGGUCCUUCAGAUUUAAGACAAAAUGAUAACGACUACUGUUGCUACAAAGUCUACUAAAUACUACUACUACUAAACUGUAAACAUGAAGUCUCAGUGUGUAAAUAUCCUCAGCUUGUUUCCCUCUUGUACGAACGCGCGCUAUUUGACCCCACCCUCUCAUGCAGCAACGAGCGCGUGCGGUGGAUUUAAAGAGCUCAUCUAUCAACAUCUGCAGCACGAGACCCCGACCGAGGGUUUCUAUUUUGAUUCUUCUGGUCUGUGCUCCAGUCGAUAUAUUGUCGCGUUUACGUGAAGAUAUCAUGUUAGCAUGCUAAAAAAAAAACAUGAGCUGGCAGAGAGUAGGAGGAAAAUGAAGGUGUGCUUGUUUGCGAACUAUAUGAGGAAAUGGUCUGCUCUGCUCACCUGUGUGGCAACAUAUUUUACACACGGAGAGAUUUAGCCUUGAAAGCUGAAAGUGCUUGAAAUGGAUGAACGCACAGGGAAACAGGAGGCGGGGGAUGCUGUUGCCUUCACCGCUGAGAACGAAGCUGAGAGCAAGCAAGUGGAGGAGGAAAAGUCCGCUGCAUCCGGCCGAAAUUACUUGGACUCUUGCCCCGUUUGCACUUUAAACUUUCACAGUCGAGAGCCCCAACUUCUUCCGUGUCUGCACUCUUUUUGCAAGAAAUGUCUCCCUUCGCCCUCGAGGAAUCUGGCCAUGGCAGAGACGCCAAACUCCCAGGUGGACAGCGCGACCAAACCACUGAAUGUGAUCCGGUGUCCGGUGUGCAGGCAGGAGUGUAUGGAGGUAGAUGUGAUGGAAAACGUGUUUGUGAAGGACUCCGUUGAGACUCCCAGCAGCACAGUGGAAAGAACAGUCCAGCUCUGUAUGACAUGUGAUGACAACACUGAGGCUGCUGGGUUUUGUGCGGACUGUGUUGAGUACCUCUGUGCCACCUGUGUGGAGGCGCACCAAAGGGUCAAAUUCACCAAAGACCACACCAUCAGGCAGAAGGCAGAAGUAUCGCAAGAAGUCAAUGGUGUGUUGACUCAGAGGCCGGUGUUCUGUGACAUCCACAAACAGGAGGCGCUGAAGCUCUUCUGUGAGACCUGCGACCUGCUGACCUGUCGUGAUUGCCAGCUGGCCAAGCACAAGGAGCACAAUUACCAGUUCCUUGAAGAUGCUUAUAAGAACCAUAAACAGCACAUGCAGAGCAUGACCCAUCAACUGCAGGAGAAAAAGAAAACUAUUGAAGAGGUAUCAAACUCCAUAAACAACAGACUCCUUCAGGUUCAUCAGAAUCGUGCGUCUGUUCAUAAUGAAAUAAACAAAUCCAUCUGCAGUUUGAUUCUUGAGAUAAACAAGAAGGGCAAGAUGCUAGUUAAUCAACUUGAGGCUGUAACAAAGGAUCAUGAGAGUGUCCUGCGAAAACAGCAGGAGGACAUCGGCUAUCUAUCCAGACACCUGGAUCAUGUCAUCAACUUCACCAAAUGGGCCACAGCCAGGAAUGGGGGCACGGCCCUGCUGUACUGUAAACGCUUGAUUCUGUUUCAGAUUGGAAACCUCCUGCGGGCAAAAUGCAGUACCUCGUUUAUACCACAGAGCACUGUACGCUUCCAGAGUCGAUCCUCUUAUUGGGCCUCAAAUGUGGAUCUGGGCUCUUUACUGGUGGAGAGUGCACCAGGCCACCAGCUGGGCGGUUUUCAGGGUAUCCCUCAUCAGCUCCCCCACCCUGCGUCGGGCCCCUCAGGCUCACCCCACAGCUUUGCCCUGGGAGCACCCCAUAAUACUCUGGCUCAGCUCCAGAUGCAGGUGGAGAAGCUAAACCCACAGGCCAACUGGCAGCCCCAACCAUCUCCUCCACCUUGGACGUGGUACCAGAGUGUCCGACUUCAGCGAACCAUCCCUGGGCCCCUGCAAGGAGGCCCCGCCCCCUCCCACAGUAUGAUGCCCCAACCAGGCCGCAGGUUCAUGGUGCCACCUCCCAACCACGUCAGCCCAACUAGCAGCUUACCAAGCCCUGGGUUUACGUCCCAGCCUCUGAGGGGGAUGGGAGGCAGCUACCAACCCAAACCCAUGGACGUCUUCUCCUCUCCACCUUUCUACACCCAUAUUACACCACUGCCCAUCAAUAGUGGUGUCUGCUCGCCUCAAUCACAACAGACGAUUGAGCCUACGUAUCUGAAUAAGAGGAAUGAUUCAGGCGGUUCGAUGUACAUGCUGAAACCCAACUAUCCCCAGAGCCUGCCACCAUCUUUUCAACACAUAAAUGUGCAAGGACAGCAGAAUUCACCCGGGUAUGCUGCUGUAUCCCAGGAGGAGAAAUCAGGCACUGUUACCUGGAAACCUCCAGAAGCAAAGCAGUCCGGUGGAGCAGUGGGCUCUGCUGUCAAGAAAAGACGAAGGUCGUCACCAGGGCCAAUCAUAGUCAUCAAAGAUGAGCCAGAUGAUGACAGUGGCUACCUCCAAGCCCAUCAAAGAGCCAGCCUCCCUGACAGCACAGGUGACCAACCCCAAAUCAGUGCUCCUCUUCAAAGCACAGAGGACAAAUCCCAUAGUCCUUCACAGCCUCCAUGCAGCCCACGGGACCAGAGCAAGACUAAUGCUCAAAAUCACAUCCGUGCCCUGGGAGGAGAACAGCAGGUAGACCAAGCCCUGCUGGAGGACUCUAAUGAAGUCCUGUGUGCUGCGUGUCACACAGGCAGAGAGCUGCUGUGCUGUGAUCAGUGUCCCAGGGGGUUUCACCUUUCGUGCCAUGUUCCAACUCUCUUCAAAUCUCCCAGGCAAGCUCUGACAGGUGGGAAAUGGUUUUGCUCAUUCUGCCGCAACCUGUUAGUUCCAGAGAUGGAUUAUGACUGCGAACCUGAAGCCAAAACAGUGAAAAAGGAGCCCAAUUCUGAAGGAGGAUUUCACCCUGUGGACAAACGAAAGUGUGAGAGGCUGUUGCUGCACUUGUUUUGCAGCAAGCUGAGUACAGUCCCUCAAGGCCGUGUAUCCCCCUCGGUGUGUGCUAAUAACAGGGUGACUAUAAAGGGGCCAAUGAAUCUUUCCGCCGUGAAAAAACGACUGGAAGCAAAGCAGAGUCUGUGCUACCAAAGCCCUGCAGAGUUUGUGUCGGACAUCAGGCUUAUCCUCAAUCAGGUUGACACAGAGGUCACCAUGGCAGGCGGAAAGCUUGAAGAGCAGUUUGAGGAAUACCUGAAGAGCAUCUUCCCUGAGCAUAUCUUUCCAGAAAUCAAACAGGAGAUGAUACCUUCUGCUCCCCCUGAGUCUCUUUUCUCCUCUUUUGACCACAAAUCCCAGCAUGCAAAGCGCCUGCACACAUGUCCAGAUUUCCAGGACACACCGAGCUGUCCCAGUGGAGAGGAGGGAGAAGUAUGAAAGAAACACAUCUUUUGAAAUGUUCAAAAGCACUGCCAGCACCCGCUCAUAUGCGGUGUGUUUACUUUAUACUUAUACUAUAAACUAUACUAUGUUCUGGACCAAGCUGCAUGGCAAAUGUUGCAUUUACUAUGAAUUCAAAGACAUAAAGAAUAGGAUUUAUGCAAAAUGUCCAUACAAGCAGAACAUUUGGGUGUUUACAGGGUAAAGCUGAACCGGCCAUUAAGGUGAGCAGUCUUGUUUUGGUUAAGUUAUGAGAUCAAGUCAUCAAUUCACUCACGUUAAGUGCAUUCAUUAGCUCUGAGCUUGCAUACUGUGGUCAGGUCUCGUGUGUUUUUCUGGUUCAGCUCUCCAUGUGUAAAUAAAGUUCAGCGGAAGCAUGAUAAUCAUGCAGCUUUGAUGUUUUUUCCAUCGAAUGUGGAAAAAUAUGUUUCGAGGCCACUCAAGAAAAACAUUGGAGCCAAAACUGUUUACAUUGUCAAAUUUGUGUGCAAUAUUUCUGAUUUGUCUAUACCUUAGAUGUUAUUUCCUCUUCUACUUAUGUCUAUUUGAAAUAAGGUUAUUGGAUUUUAUUGUGAAGAAGUAAGAAUGCAAAUGUAAUAUGAUACAAUCUAAGAUCAUUUUAAUUCAGUAACUUUUCUUUCCACACCAGAAGAUUAAGUUACAAACUAACUGUCAUGCACCUAAUCUUGCAGGUGUUUACAGGGUAAAAUAAAAACAUGGUACCUCA